AUGGAUGAACAUCAAGCCCAAGAAAUAUUGCCCCGAAUCGGGAUUCCAAAUCGGGUGACGAAAUUGCGUAUCCCCCGUGCCUGCGAGCAGUGUCGCAGCCGGAAGAUCAAAUGCAACGGAGAACAACCUUGCAAGCCAUGUUGGAAGCAACACCAGUCAUGCAUAUACCGAACGGGUGGCAUUCGGGAUCGUAAGAAGAUGCCUAAAAAACAAUCAACAUCAAAUAUCCGGCCGAAGUCUCUGACACAGCAUGCGGCAAUCGGCAAUCGUACACCGCGUGAUCAAUCAAGAGCUUCUCACGUCAAUUUGACGAACGAUCUCGGGUUGCAGAGACAGCAGCAGGAGCUCAGAGCGGGUAUCGGAAUCUCCAAUCCAAAGACAGGGGCAUUCCAAUUCUUUGGUCCAUCAUCACACUUUUGUUUGAUCCAAAGGAUCUAUCAUCGGAUUCGUAGGAGCACUCAAGAUACCUUAUUGUCUGAGAAGAAUCAUCCGGCUCCUAACGAGUUGGAAAAAUGGGGGCUAGAGCGGCUGCUGUUUUCUGUUGAUGGCGAGAAUGACCCGCUAUCACGCAAAAUCCCCGAGGCGUUCAUGGCGCGGACCACCGGUGAUAUGCUAUUGAGUGCUUAUUUCAAGAUAAUGCACCCCCAGAUCCCCGUCCUUGUCCAUUCAGAGAUAAUGCAGAUCUGGAACGCGCUGUGGCAAUCACCUUCAUCAAAUCGAAAUCUCAGGGGGAAGGAGCUUGUAUACAUGGCUCUUGCCAUUGGAGCCCGCGUCUUGAAUACAUCGCGCCGAGGAGACACUGCCUGGAUUGAUGACUGGGCGGAUUACUUUUGCAGUCGAGCAAAUGAAUCAUCGAUGAUCCUACAGGAGGCUAGCCUCAAGGGCACACACUUCAUGCUUCUCAAGGCAAUGUACGCACUACAAGUCAUGAGACCCAAUGAUGCGUAUCUUUUCCUCGGCUAUGCCACACGGGCACUCUUCGCACUCGGUAUGAACCGGUGCCAAGUGACGGAUGGCCGGAAUUUGAGUAUGCACCGGUUGCGGCUAACGUUUUGGACCAUAUUGGCCAACGAGAGCAUAUCAGCCCUCUUCAUGGGUCGGCCAUCUGCUCUCUCUAUGGAUCAUAUUGAUACCCCCCUUCCACAAGAUCUGCAGGCCCUCGACUUCAUCACAGAAAUUGGGGACCUAGAACAUUCUAGACCUUCCACAGAAUGUGCAUGGGUGAGAGCUAUGGCAGAAAUUGGAAAGGUUGCGCACAAGAUUUCUACAGUCAUUUACUCUCCCGCGAGCAUCAACUCAAUACUGAGAUUAAUGAAGACGGAAGAAGUCAUUGCAGAAUGUGACACCGGACUUCAAAACUCAGUCCAGUCACUGCCAUAUUAUCUUCAAUUCUAUGACAAUACGUUGAAAGUUGGAGAUGAUUGGCAAGAAGUUCAGCGAAUUAACCUGGGCCUUAAUUACUACAUGGUGCGAAUGCUUCUCUAUCGUCCAGCCAUGGUCUCAGCAAAUUUGUUAGAUUCCAGAUCAUCAUUGGAAGGCAACGAAAUUCCUAUGACUGACACCCAAGCUUACAUCAAUGCGUCGACAUCUGCGGCGAAAAGCCUCAUUGAUUUAGCCCACAAUGUUUACUUCAAACGAUUUCCUGAUAUUCGAAUUGAUGGCGCAAUGGCUUCCUUUCUGGUAUCGGCAUGCACUACAUUACUUUGCGAUGUGCUGCAUCCCGGAAUUGAUUCGCACCGCGCAAAAUUAACAUUUGCAGCCGUAGAAAGAGGCAUUGAGUGCCUGGAUGAAAUUGAUCAUGUCGGUCCGACAACCGGCAAGGCAAUCAGCAUGGACAUUCUGAAAGUUGCGCGAGAUACCUGGAUGUCUGCCGAGGCACCUACCAGUCUAGAGUCAGAAUUGCUCCAGUCAAUCCCUCAGUUACAGUGCGUCUAA
This is a messenger RNA of Penicillium nucicola, 1935 nucleotides long. Its product is annotated as Zn(II)2Cys6 transcription factor. NCBI's taxonomy places the organism in Eukaryota, Fungi, Ascomycota, Eurotiomycetes, Eurotiales, Aspergillaceae. The transcript has 3 exons. The record is from RefSeq and is a predicted model, not a curated record. Gene Ontology annotation, molecular function: zinc ion binding; DNA-binding transcription factor activity, RNA polymerase II-specific; DNA binding. Gene Ontology annotation, biological process: DNA-templated transcription; regulation of DNA-templated transcription. Bases 1 to 1935 code for a protein of 644 amino acids.